CGUACAUGUACAAAAAUACUUCACGUAAACCAUGUUCGCCACCAAUUGGUGGAUAAAUGUUAUCACAUCGUGUACGAUAAUAGUUACGAUCGGCUAUUAUUUUUGCGUGUCGACGUUUAAGAAAUGGGAAAAGCUCAACGUGCCUUACAUUAAACCAAUACCGUUUUUUGGAAACUUUUUGAAAGUAGCUAUAGGAAAGGAACAUCAUUUGGAAUUUUACGACAAAAUCUAUUACGAGUUCGCGGGUCACAAAUAUGGAGGACUGUAUCAGAUGAGGACGCCUAUUUUAAUGAUUCGCGAUCCAGAAAUAAUCAACGACGUGCUAAUAAAAGAUUUCUCGUAUUUCCCCGACCGUGGUUUUACCUCGGAUUUCGCGGCAAAUCCGUUGUCGAACAACCUAUUCUUAAUGGAAAAUCCUCAAUGGAAGACAAUAAGAAACAAAUUGUCCCCCGCUUUCACUUCGGGAAAGCUUAAGACCAUGUACGAUCAGAUCAAAGAGUGCGGUGAUGAAAUGAUGAAAAACAUCAAUACAAAUUUAAAUAAAAACAGCAACGAAAUAGAGAUAAGAGAUAUCAUGGGAAAGUAUUCGACUGACGUCAUCGGCACUUGCGCUUUUGGGCUCAAAUUGAACGCCAUAAACGAUGAUGAAUCGCCAUUUCGCAAGUACGGCAAAUUAAUAUUCAAACCUUCACUGAGAUCACUUUUCAGAGAACUGUGUGUGUUGAUUAGCCCAGCACUCUUGAAAAUCAUAAGAGUAAAAGAUUUUCCAACAGACGCAACUGACUUUUUCCACAAGGCGUUUAAAGAAACGUUGACAUAUAGAAUUGAAAAUAAAAUUGUCAGAAACGACUUGGUUAAUUGUUUAAUGCAAGCGAGAAAUGAUUUAGUUUUGAAUAAAGAUUUACCUGAACAUGAAAAAUUUACCGAAUCCCAAAUCGUGGCAAAUGCUUUUAUAAUGUUUGCUGCUGGUUUUGAAACUGUAUCCACUACUGUAAGUUAUUGUUUAUAUGAAUUAGCGUUGAAUAAAUCCAUUCAAGACAGAGUACGCCAAGAGAUUCAAUUAAAACUGGCCAAAAAUGAUGGACAUAUUAAUCAUGAAUUUUUGAUGGAUCUUAAUUACUUGGAUAUGGUUAUAGCAGAAACACUCCGUAAGUAUCCUCCACUGGUAUUUUUAUUAAGAAAAGCAUCACAAAAAUAUCGAUUUCCCAACGAUUCAUUAAUAAUUGAAAAGUACCAAAAGAUAGUAAUUCCUAUUUAUGCAAUACAUCAUGAUAGUAAGUAUUACACGGAACCUGAAAAGUUUAUUCCUGAAAGAUUUUCGGCUGAAGAAAAAGCAAAACGCCCAAGUGGUAUCUAUCUCCCAUUCGGUGAUGGUCCCCGAAUAUGUAUAGGAAAACGUUUUGCUGAGAUGGAAAUGAAAUUAGCUUUUGUUGAAAUUUUAACCAAAUUUGAAGUAACUUCAUGUGAAAAAACAGAAAUUCCACUAAAAUAUUCUAAAAAAACUUUGACAUUAGUGCCACAACACGGCAUUUGGCUAACAUUUCAAAUAAUUAAUUGACCAAGGAUUAUAGUAUUAAAAAGUAACUGAAGUUUUAAUUUAAAUAUUAGUUAAAGAAUUUUGAAUAGUAAUGGUCAGUUAUUUUAAUUUUUAAGUAUUCCUUUAUUUUUUUUACAUCAAU
Messenger RNA from Diuraphis noxia (Russian wheat aphid), 1679 nucleotides. Its product is annotated as putative cytochrome P450 6a13. The record is from RefSeq and is a predicted model, not a curated record. Gene Ontology annotation, molecular function: iron ion binding; oxidoreductase activity, acting on paired donors, with incorporation or reduction of molecular oxygen; heme binding. Lineage: Eukaryota; Metazoa; Arthropoda; Insecta; Hemiptera; Aphididae.